Molecule: messenger RNA, 4977 nt
Organism: Eublepharis macularius
Lineage: Eukaryota; Metazoa; Chordata; Lepidosauria; Squamata; Eublepharidae
Product: zinc finger protein 470-like
Exons: 5
Coding region: 133-2025 (630 amino acids)
Biological process (GO): regulation of DNA-templated transcription
Source: RefSeq, a predicted model, not a curated record
UCGUGGGAAUGUGCCAUUCGUCUUUCCCACGGUAGCGUCUGCUCCAGCCGCUGCGCAUUUGGCGGCAGCGGAAAGGCACCCUGGAUAGUUUCUCCGCUUUCUCCUCCGUGGGGUGAAGGGAAAAGUCCAGCCAUGCAGCCGGCUCAGGGUCCGGUGUCCUUUGAAGAAGUGGCUGUGCAUUUCUCCCAGGGGGAGUGGACCCUGCUGAGCCCAGCCCAGAGAGCUCUCUACAAGGAAGUCAUGCUGGAGAAUUUUGGGAAUGUGGCCUCUCUGGGACCUCAGAUUGCCAAACCUGACCUCAUUUCCAGGCUCGAAGAAGAAGAGGAGCUCUUUCUCCUGAUCUCUGACGAAGAAGGAGGAUUGGCAGGAGGCAUGUGGUUGUCAGUGAACGAAACAUCUGCGCAUCCAGUGAUGAAUAAAGGGGAUACAUAUUCAGAUGUGAAAGGGAAGGUUGAAUAUUGUGAUAAGCUGAGGACAGAGGAGAAAAGACAUCCCUCUAAAGGAAGGAGUAAUUCUGGUCUUUUAGAAAGUGAAAACACUCAUGAAAUUCCACUCCUUAAAGAAAAGCACAUAGUAUGCAAUAGAAAGAAGGGCACAGCAAGUGGGGAAAUUAUUUCUGAAAAUACAGGUGUUAAUAUAGAUUUGAAAACCCAGAACAGAAAGAAAAAAUUUAAAUGCCUGGAAUGUGGGAAAAGCUUCAUGAAUACUGGAAACCUUAAUUCCCAUCAAAGAAUUCACACAGGCGAGAAACCUUAUAAAUGCCUAAAGUGUGGGGAUAGCUUUGCUCAGAGAGGAAACCUUAUUUCCCACCAAAGAAUUCACACAGGUGAGAAGCCAUAUAAAUGUUUGGAGUGUGGGAAAAGCUUCAAGACUAGUGGAAACCUUAGUCAACAUCAAAGAAUUCACACAGGUGAGAAAUAUAAAUGUCUAGAAUGUGGGAAACUUUUUAGUCAGAGAGUAAAACUUACUUCCCACCAAAGAAUUCACACAGGGGAGAACCCCUAUAAAUGCCUGGAGUGUGGAAAAGCCUUUCGUGAUAGUGGAAAGCUUAAUCAGCAUCAAAGAAUUCACACAGGAGAGAAACCAUAUAAAUGCCUGGAAUGUGGAAAACGCUUCAUUGAUAGAAAAAGCCUUAAUCUCCAUCGAAGAAUUCACACAGGUGAGAAACCAUAUAAAUGCCUGGACUGCGGAAGAAAUUAUAGAUGUAGUGGAGAACUUAAUUCCCAUCGAAGAAUUCACACAGGUGAGAAACCAUAUGAAUGUCUGGAGUGUGGGAAACGCUUCACAACCAGUAGAAACCUUACUUCCCACCUAAGAAUUCACACAGGUGAGAAACCAUAUGAAUGUUUGGAGUGUGGAAAAAGCUUCACAACCAAUGGAAACCUUAAUUCCCAUCGAAGAAUUCACACAGAGGAGAAAUCUCAUAAAUGUUUACAGUGUGGGAAAAGCUUCAUUGACAGAGGAAGCCUUACUUCUCACCAAAGAAUUCACACAGGUGAGAAACCAUAUGAAUGUCUGCAGUGUGGGAAAAGCUUCACAACGAUUGGAAACCUUACUUCUCAUCAAAGAAUUCACACAGGGGAGAAACCUUAUAAAUGUCUAGAGUGUGGGGAAAGCUUCAGUCACAGAGGAAGCCUUACUUACCAUCAAAAAAUUCAUGCAGGCGAGAAUCCAUAUGAAUGUCUGGAGUGUGGGAAAUGCUUCACAGCCAAUGGAGACCUUAAUUCCCAUCGAAGAAUUCACACAGGGGAGAAACCUUAUAAAUGUCUAGAGUGUGGGGAAAGCUUCAGUCACAGAGGAAGCCUUACUUACCACCAAAGAAUUCACACAGGUGAGAAGCCAUACAAAUGUCUGGAGUGUGGGAAAAGCUUUAGGAUUAGUGGACACCUUGUGUGCCAUCAAAGAAUUCACACAGGGGAGAAACCUUAUAAAUGCCAAGAAUGUGGGAAAAGCUUCAGUCAGAUAGGAAGCCUUACUUCCCACCAAAGAAUUCAUACAGGUGAGAAACCAUAUAAAUGUCUGUAGUGUGGGAAAACUUCAGGGUCAUUGGGCUCCUUAACUGCCAUCAAAGAAUUCACACGGGGAGAGACCUUAUAAAUGCCUAGCGUGUGGGAAAAGUUUCAAUCAGAGGGGAAACCUUAAUCACCAUCCAAGAAUUUGUUACCCCAAUGGGUCUCUUUGCAUUCCCCCAGUGGGGGGAUUAGCAGCAAGUGGAGAUAGAUGGUGGGAGGGAACAGGCCCGAUCUCCAUCUUUAUCUACCAGGUCCAACCCUCAGAAGAAAUAACUAGAACGGUGGUUUUUCAAAACAGUAAUGAACUUUAUUGAUAGAGAAAUAAAGCAUACAAGAAAGCACAAAAGCAUCCCUCUAUCUACACACACUCACACAGAUGUCUAGGAAGGCAGUGGGAUAAUUGGAGAGAGGAGGGAUAGGGGAAUAGUUGCCAUAUAGACGAAUGGUGUUGUCUGGUGCGGAAAGCAGCUUUGAACAGCCAGCGUUCUUGUAGAGAUGCUCAGAUUUGCUCUGAAGGUGACAGCCUUGUGUGUCCCAGAAAGCUGCACACGUUGACUGCGAUCAGGUUGGUCCAUUGAUACUGUAAAAUGGACCAUAAGGCAGGAAGGCACAACUUGCCCCCAAUAACAAAAGUUUUAAAGUUGGCUCUGGGAGAAAACAAAGCAAGGGAUGUUUCUCUCCAGGAGGUGAUAAAGAAACGGCAUUUGUCUCUUAGAGGUGGCAGAGGAAUAGCGACAUAGCAUUACGUCUCUGAUGUGGAUCAAGGGAACGGAUGAAUGUUGAUUCCUAUUGUAAAAAUAAACAAAUUGGGUCUGAUUGAUGACCCAGGAAAAUUGGAUAGGAAGGGUGAUUUAACCUUUGAUUAGAGAAGAGAUGAAGUUGGAUGAGAAAGGUGUUAUCCGGGAAGUUGUAAAGCACCUUUAUUGUCAGGAUUCCUGCUUAUGUCCGGAGCAUGUGGGGGCUGAAGUUGGCCAGCUAAGAGCCUUAUAUUCCAUUAACCCUUUAGUAGCAUGCCAUCUCUUGCCUGGGAGGAUGCAACAGUUUUCUUUCUCCUCUGAGCAUCUUCAUUGGUGGUUGCAGCAGAUGAGGGUAAGGGGGGGGUCUUAUGCGUGCAUCCCUCAUAUCAAGGUAUAUGCGGACCACUUACAUAUUCACACAGGCAAGAAACCAUAUAAAUAUCUAGAGUGUGGCAAAAGGUUCAGUCAGAGCGGACAAUUUAAUUUCCACCGAAGAAUUCACACGGGCUAAACAUAAAUGCCUGGAGUGUGGAAAAGCCUUCAGUGAGAGUGAAAGUCUUACUAAGCAUCAAAAGAUUCACACAGUGGAUGGGGGGCUGGGUCUUGUGAUCAUGGCAGAUGCCUCAGUUCUUCACUCUGAGCCCCGUUUUCUACCUACAACCUAAUUAAAGCAUUUUAAAGGGGAGCGCCUCGGGGGGAAAAAAGAUGAGCAACAUCAGGGGAGGCAAGGGGAAGUCCUCCUAACCCCACUGUGAAAGCAUUCCUGGUGUCUACAGAAACAAAUAGAAACUCAGCAAGAAAAAAGAUGCCACAAAAAAUGGCCCCCGCUAAAAGCUCUGAGGAACUGGAACUAACGCAAGCCUUAGAAAGUGAGGAGGUAUGUGAAAUAAAUAAAGAAGCACGGGUUGAAAAUAAACUAAUUGACUUUGAUAAUAAACUAUGUUUUAAUAACAUCAAGCUAAGAGGCUUUGACGAAAACGAUGAAGGCACCACAGAACUUAUUGCAGGCUGACUACCCCAAGAAACAAAAGUGUAAGAGGGAAUUGCCCCAUCAUAACAAAUGCAUAUAAAUUGGGCUAGGCGAGGCAUUCGAAAAUAAAAAAGCAAAGAGAUACAGUUGUGAAACUCAUGGAUAGCAGAAUUAAAGGGAAAAUUAUGAAAGUAGCAAGAGCCACAGCUUUCUUUUCAAAAUAAAAACAUCUACGUUUAUCAGGACUUAUCCCCCGAGACCCUCACCAAGAGAAAAGAACUAAAAGCAAUAGCAACCAAAUUGUUGGAAGCCAACAUCAGAUACCACUGGGUAGCUUCUACAAGACUUGUCAUGUUUCACCAGGACAAGACCUUUCAGUAGCAACUUGGCCUGAACAGGACUUUGAGAUCCCUGACUUGUUGGCAGAUAGUCAGAGGCCUGAUGGCAUUGCUCAAUUGCCAAUUGGAGAAAAUUUGUCUGUUCAGCAACGUGACCAGCUUCUUAUGUUGCUAAAGAACUAUAGCCAAAUAAGCUAUAGUUUAAAAAUAAGCCUGGCAGAACCCAUUUGACUGAGCAUGAUUUGGACACUGGAAAUGUAGAGCUUGUGAGAAGUCCUACUUAUCCUAUUUGUGGACCCUUAAGGCAAGUUGUCCAAAAUGGAAUUUAGCAAAUGCUUGAAAUGGGAAUCGUUGAGUCCUGUUCAUCUCAAUGGUCCUCUAACCUUAUGAUUGUACCAAAGAAAAGGCUGAAUGAAACCGAUCCCUUGCAGUAUCAUUUGUGUGUGGAUUACAGGAAGUUGAAUAAAUUGCACAGGGUGGAUCAGUAUCCAUCUCCUAACAUUGAAGAGACUUUGGAAAGACUGGCUCAUGCAAAGUACAUUUCUACUCUGGAUCUUACAAGUGGCUACUGGCAAAUGCCUGGACAGAAAGUACUUUAUAUAUAUAAAGUUUUUUUUUAAAAUAGAGAAUAAGGAAUAAAAAGUAAAAGAGGGGGGAUAGAAAGAGAAGAAAAAAAAAGAAAUUGCAUAUCUAUUACAUCGCACCAUUCACUCUAAUACAUGUCUUAAUAUUCUGCUAAUCAGCUCUCUAUUUGCAAUUUUUUCCAUUUAUCUUCUAUAAUGUCCAUAAAGGACCACAUCUUAGUUGAAAAUUAAAUUUCUCCAAACUUAUCUUGUAUCCAUUUGUAAAAAGGCUCCCAAAUGUCAUUAUAGGUUGUAAUGUCCAAUUCUUUCAAUAAACUCGACAAUUUGUCCAUUUCA